CCGGGGACCGCGCUGAGCUCAGCCGCCGAGCCCGGAGCGAGCGCAGCCUCGUGCCCGCGCCGUCCCCGCGCCCGUCCCUGCCGCCCGCAGCCUCGUCCUCGCCGCCGCCGCCGCCGCCCCCGGGGCAUGGCCUGUCUGAUGGCCGCUUUCUCGGUCGGCACCGCCAUGAAUGCCAGCAGCUACUCGGCAGCAAUGACGGAGCCCAAGUCUGUGUGCGUGUCGGUGGACGAGGUGGUGUCCAGCAGCAUGGAUCCCACCGAGACGGACCUGCUCAACGGGCACCUGAAGAAGGUGGACAACACGCUGACCGAGGCCCAGCGCUUCUCCUCGCUGCCGCGGAGGGCGGCCGUGAACAUCGAGUUCAAGGACCUGUCCUACUCGGUGCCCGAGGGGCCCUGGUGGCGGAAGAAAGGCUACAAGACCCUGCUGAAGGGCAUUUCCGGCAAGUUCAACAGCGGGGAGCUGGUGGCCAUCAUGGGGCCUUCCGGGGCUGGCAAGUCCACGCUCAUGAACAUUCUUGCUGGGUACAGGGAGACCGGCAUGAAGGGGGCCGUGCUCAUCAAUGGGCAGCCCCGGGACCUGCGCUGCUUCCGGAAGGUGUCCUGCUACAUCAUGCAGGAUGACAUGCUGCUCCCACACCUCACCGUGCAGGAGGCCAUGAUGGUCUCAGCACACCUGAAGCUGCAGGAGAAGGACGAGGGCAGGAAGGAGAUGGUCAAGGAGAUCCUGACGGCGCUGGGCUUGCUGCCCUGUGCCCACACACGGACGGGCAGCCUCUCAGGCGGGCAGCGGAAGCGCCUGGCCAUCGCGCUGGAGCUGGUGAACAAUCCCCCUGUCAUGUUCUUCGACGAGCCCACCAGUGGCCUGGACAGCGCCUCAUGCUUCCAGGUGGUGUCACUGAUGAAGGGGCUGGCCCAGGGUGGCCGCUCCAUCAUCUGCACCAUCCACCAGCCCAGCGCCAAGCUCUUCGAGCUCUUCGACCAGCUUUAUGUCCUGAGUCAAGGCCAGUGUGUUUACCGGGGGAAGGUCUCGAAUCUCGUACCCUACCUGCGGGAUUUAGGCCUGAACUGCCCGACCUACCACAACCCUGCUGACUUUGUCAUGGAGGUAGCGUCGGGGGAGUACGGCGACCAGAACACGCGGCUGGUGCGGGCCGUCCGUGACGGCAUGUGCGACUCGGACUACAAACGGGAGCUGGCAGCUGACGCCGAGGUGAACCCCUUCCUGUGGCACCGGCCCUCGGAGGAGGUGAGCCUGGGUGGCUCCUGGGCGGGAGGGUGGGAGGGCGGCAGCCUGGUGCCCGGCAGGCGGCUCACUGCUGCCCCCUGCUGCCCCACCCAGGACUCGGCGUCUAUGGAGAGCUGCCACAGCUUCUCGGCCAGCUGCCUCACCCAGUUCUGCAUCCUCUUCAAAAGGACCUUCCUCAGCAUCAUGCGGGACUCGGUCCUGACGCACUUGCGCAUCACAUCGCACAUCGGCAUCGGGCUGCUCAUCGGGCUGCUCUACCUGGGCAUCGGCAACGAGGCCAAGAAGGUCCUGAGCAACUCGGGCUUCCUCUUCUUCUCCAUGCUCUUCCUCAUGUUCGCCGCGCUCAUGCCCACCGUGCUCACCUUCCCCCUGGAGAUGGGCGUGUUCCUGCGUGAGCACCUGAACUACUGGUACAGCCUGAAGGCCUACUACCUGGCCAAGACCAUGGCCGACGUGCCCUUCCAGGUCCUUUUCCCCGUGGCCUACUGCAGCAUCGUGUACUGGAUGACGUCACAGCCCUCCGACGCCCUGCGUUUUGUGCUGUUCGCCGCCUUGGGCACCAUGACCUCGCUGGUGGCCCAGUCGCUGGGGCUGUUGAUCGGGGCAGCAUCCACAUCCCUGCAGGUGGCCACCUUCGUGGGCCCGGUGACGGCCAUCCCUGUGCUCCUGUUCUCCGGCUUCUUCGUCAGCUUUGACACGAUCCCCACCUACCUGCAGUGGAUGUCCUACAUCUCCUACGUCAGGUACGGGUUUGAGGGCGUCAUCCUGUCCAUCUACGGGCUGGACCGGGAGGACCUGCACUGCGACGCGGACGACACGUGCCACUUCCAGAAGUCGGAGGCCAUCCUGCGGGAGCUGGACGUGGAGCACGCCAAGCUCUACCUGGACUUCCUGGUGCUGGGCGUCUUCUUCGUGUCUCUGCGCCUCAUCGCCUACUUUGUGCUGCGCUACAAGAUCCGGGCCGAGAGGUAAAGGCCGCGGCGCCCUUGGCAGACUCUGGCCGCAAAGGAAACUUCUGGAACCCUGGCGGCCGGCUGUGCCCAUGGACCCAGGGCCGCCGCGCCCCACAGGAAAAGCGCAGGGAAGGGACCUGCGGCACCGGACUCUGGCAGCCGGGAAACACAGUCCCUCCGCCCUGGACGGCGGGCGGGUCAGCCUCCGGCCGAGUGGCCGCUCCGUCCUCAGGGGCGAGGCCGGCGUGGACAGCUCUCGUGCCCGCGGGCAGUUCUGUCUUGGUGCCCGCGUGCAGCACGGCUGGACAGUCAGGCUGGGCAGGAGUA
This is a messenger RNA of Sorex fumeus (smoky shrew), 2528 nucleotides long. It is a transcript of the gene ABCG1, whose product is annotated as ATP binding cassette subfamily G member 1. The record is from RefSeq and is a predicted model, not a curated record. NCBI's taxonomy places the organism in Eukaryota, Metazoa, Chordata, Mammalia, Eulipotyphla, Soricidae. Gene Ontology annotation, biological process: transmembrane transport; cholesterol homeostasis. The transcript has 14 exons. The coding region runs from base 127 to 2220 and encodes 697 amino acids. Gene Ontology annotation, cellular component: plasma membrane. Gene Ontology annotation, molecular function: ABC-type sterol transporter activity; ATP binding; ATP hydrolysis activity.